This is a messenger RNA of Hyaloperonospora brassicae, 474 nucleotides long. Lineage: Eukaryota; Oomycota; Peronosporomycetes; Peronosporales; Peronosporaceae. The record is from the annotation of a GenBank genome assembly.
AUGGUACAGCUGGAAAAAGCUGCGAAAAAGCUCACGCUCUACUCCCGGGCAAUCCGCGAGCAGCUCGCGCGAGCAAAGGAAGAAGUGGGCAUCGAGCAACAGGCUGUGCUGACGUCCGAGGACGACGUGAGCGAGUCGUCGGCGCGACUGCAGGAGAUUGAAGAGCUCAUGAACAAGCUGCAGCGCGACAUUGGCGCCUUGCGCACGACAGCAAUAGCGCAAGAAGACGACAAUGGGAGUCUCGCGGCCCGUGAGCAAGAGCUCGAGGAGCUCAGGGAAGAGCGGUACGAGGAGCUCGAGCUGCUCACGCACAUUCAAAAGAUGCUGCACCGGCAUCAGAGUAGACACCGGGACAUGCAGCGAAUGAUUGCGUCGCUCACGAAAGAGAGCCGUCGCGUGCGUCAGCGGGAAGAAGCCAUUGUGCUAGUGGCAUUGCGGAGCCGCAUUGUCAAGGUCUUUGGGGCGAAGCUCUAG